Messenger RNA from Branchiostoma belcheri (Belcher's lancelet), 5725 nucleotides. RefSeq lists its product as uncharacterized. The coding region runs from base 50 to 5725 and encodes 1891 amino acids. Gene Ontology annotation, molecular function: ATP binding; transmembrane receptor protein tyrosine kinase activity. The record is from RefSeq and is a predicted model, not a curated record. Lineage: Eukaryota; Metazoa; Chordata; Leptocardii; Amphioxiformes; Branchiostomatidae. The transcript is spliced from 2 exons. Gene Ontology annotation, cellular component: signaling receptor complex. Gene Ontology annotation, biological process: protein phosphorylation; positive regulation of kinase activity; cell surface receptor protein tyrosine kinase signaling pathway.
GUCGCUAGACAUUCUCCCCAGUGAGUCCAGAGACAAGUGUCAGGAAAACAUGGCAAGAAAUCUACUUGUAAUUAUAGGUUUUUGGCUGGCUUUCGUCCACUUUGCUUGCCGAAGCUCCACCUCGGCUAUGGAGUUGAGUAUUUCCGUGCCAGAAAACGUCGCUGUCGGAGAGACCAUUUUCACGUUACCUUGGACCCAGGCUGAAGAAAAGGCGGAACUUCCGUGUGCCAAGAUGGAGGGAGAUCCGUACGACCGCUUCAACGUGACGGAGAACUGCACCGUUUGGGUCGCCAACCCCCUGGACUGGUCAGUACAGUCGGUCUACCUUCUCAACAUUCGUCACAACGCAAGAAUCAAGGUAGAGUUGACAGACGUUGAGGGUUAUCCCCCUGUGUAUAACGAGACGUGUGAGACUCCGAUCAACCGUAAAUAUCGACCUGGACAAAUGCUGUUCAGUACCACUGUGAGUGGGGCGUCAAUGACCACAAACGCAGGGCUUUUCGUUUUCCAGCAAACCUACAGUGCUGUUUCUAAGAGCUGGGCCCAUGAACCGUGGAUGCUUAACACUGAAAACAGUGAUUGUAACAUCCGUAUAGCUUUUCACACUACUCAUCCUAUAGACCUGAUGAGACUAUUUGACGUCUGGCGUAAUGGUAUAUUAGAUCAACAACAAUGUAGUGCAGGGUCUGACCUGCCCACGAUUUUAAUCGACUUGAUCAGUCUCAAAUAUGCCAGUAGCGAGUCCAAACGUGUCAGUCUAACAAAGUAUGUGCCCGAAGAGGUAGUUUUUAAUAGAAUGAACCAAUUCAUCGUGUUUUCUUCCAUAACCUUUCCCACAAAAGAGGCAAAAACAUACCAUUGCGAAAUUCCACCCUUUAACUUUUCCACAAUCAGCACGGGCGUUGACGGACUAUAUUUGGAAACUAUUGAAUAUUUGGACAUACAUCUGAAGCCAUUAGGCUGCCCAGAUGGAAAAUACGGCUUGCUCUGUGACAAACACUGUAUCUGUAAGAACGGUGGCCGCUGCCACGGGUUUAACGGUGCCUGCAGGUGUCUUCCUGGGUGGAUAGGUGUUGCCUGUGACAUCCCUACACGUGAGGUGUCUAUUGCAUUGUCACCCAGUGAACCUGAACAUGUCUACAUGUCCGCCAAUUUGACAUUUCAUUGCAAAGCACAUCAUAUCAACGUCAGAACCAUGUGUUUCAAAUUUCCGAACGGAACAGAAAAAGUCAGUGUAGGUGUAAGAGAAUUAAACAUCACGGUUCCCACAGUACAAUCAAAGGACGAUGGCCCAUACACCUGUAAGGUCGAGGACACCCAGGGUGAUACGUUCAACACAACGUUUGUACUCAAUAUCACUAAUUGCCCACCAAACCGUAAAGGUGCCCAAUGUGAUGAAAGGUGUGAUUGUCAACAUGAAGCCAGCUGUGACCGCUGGGCCGGUUGUGUUUGUUCGCCGGGAUGGACGGGAACCAGGUGUCAGACAAAAUGUCCCCAUGGCACGUACGGUAAAGACUGUGCCAAGGACUGUAUCUGCCUAAAUGGUGCGAGCUGCGGCCCUAGCGACGGUAGGUGUAACUGCACGGGCGGCUGGUUCGGAAAGGACUGCAGCAGGCCGUGUCGUGACGGUCGGUACGGCUGGGGAUGUCGCCAGGAUUGUACAUGUGAGAACAAUGCAAAGUGUAACAGCAAAGAUGGCAGCUGCGUGUGCGUGUCGCCAUGGACGGGACGGAACUGUGACGAAUACAUGAACACGUAUGCCUCACUGCUCGAAAGUCUGGUACCACUGGGCUCUUUAGUCUUCCUCGUUGUUAUAGUGACGGCAAUCCUCUACAAAACAGGGGUUCUGAAUUGCUCCGUGCCCGACAUAGGCGAGGAGGAAAAGAUACUUUUCGAGCUGAGGAGAAUGGAGCAGGAUCUGGCACAGAAUCUACAGCCGGGCUGGCUCGGACGUUGGGAGAAGAAGGUCCGACAUCUCACUCCUGGUCCCCUGAUAGGGGAAGGGAUGUUUGGGAAAGUCAGAAGAGCACAACUACGCACACCUAAAGGAGAGCUCGCCGUUGCCGCCAAGACAGUUCGCCUGGAGGACUCGCAGUCCUUCCGAGACUUCUACAGAGAAGCAGCCAUACUAGUAGCUGUGCACCAAGAACGAUGUGACGAUGUUCAGUCCAAUAUUGUUCACCUCGUUGGACUCAUCACUAAGUCUGAGGAAAAGUAUAUUCUUCUGGAAUAUGCUCCAAAAGGUGAUCUCUUAGGUUACCUGCGGCGGCCAAGGGCCGAUCAGGAGGACCUACUCGGAAGUCUUCUUACAUACGCAGUUCACAUAGCACGAGCUCUCCAAGAGCUGGAGCGCCUGAGGAUCGCUCAUCGUGACGUGGCCGCUCGUAACGUCCUCAUCACUGCCGAUGACGUGGCAAAGUUGGCCGACUUCGGACUGGCCAGAGAUGUGUACGCCACCACGCAGUAUGUACGAGCCAACCGGCCAGGCCUUGACGAACUCCUGCCGCUGAAGUGGAUGGCGCUGGAGUCCAUCGAGACCGGCGAGUACACCUGUCAGAGUGACGUCUGGUCCUUCGGCGUGCUGCUGUGGGAGAUCGCCACGCUGGGAAAAGAUCCGUGCUACGAUGGCAGGAUUCAGCUGAGCUUUCUUCAGAUGGUAGGGAUUCUGAGGCAAGGCAUACGGAUGACGAGGCCGCCGGGAUGUCCGGAGGACCUGUACCGACUGAUGAGGGCGUGUUGGCGCGACGUUCCAGAUACAAGACCGACUCCAGACGGGCUAGAACAGAAGCUGUCGCAACUGAUACAAACACUGCUUCCUCACGAAGUCAUAGAAAUGGAAACUGCGAAGUUGCUUGAGUCGUCGCUAGACAUUCUCUCCAGUCAGUUCAGAGACAAGUGUCAGGAAAACAUGGCAAGAAAUCUACUUGUAAUUGUAGGUGUUUGGUUGGGUUUUGUCCACUUUGCUUGUUCCACCUCGGUUACGGAGUUGAGUGUUUCCGUGCCAGAAAACGUCGCUGUCGGAGAGACCAUUUUCACGUUACCUUGGACCAAGGACCUUGCUUGGACCCAGGCUGAAGAAAAGGCGGAACUUCCGUGUGCCAAGACGGAGGGAGAUCCGUACGACCGCUUCAACGUGACGGAGAACUGCACCGUUUGGGUCGCCAACCCCCUGGACUGGUCAGUACAGUCGGUCUACCUUCUCAACAUUCGUCCGAACGCAAGAAUCAAGGUAGAGUUGACAGACGUUGAGGGUUAUCCCCCUGUGUAUAACGAGACGUGUGAGACUCCGAUCAACCGUAAAUAUCGACCUGGACAAAUACUGUUCAGUAUCACUGUGAGUGGGGCGUCAAUGACCACAAACGCAGGGCUUGUCGUUUUCAAGCGAACCUACAGUACUAUUCCCGAGAUCUGGAUCUAUGUAACUAUCGAACCGUGGAUGCUUCACACUGAAAACAGCGAUUGCAACAUCCGUAUAGCUUCUUAUACUGCUCAUCCUGCAGAUCUGUUGACAUUAGAUGACGCCUGGCGUAAUGGUAUACUAGAUCAACUACAAUGUAGUGCAGGGUCAGACCUGCCCAAGAUUUUAAUCGACUUGAUCAGUCUCAAAUAUGAUAGCGAAUCAAAACUUAUCAACCUUACAAAGUAUGUGCCCGAAGAGGUAGUUUUCAACAGAAUGAACCAAUUCAUCCUGUUGUCUUCCCUAACCUUUCCCACAAAAGAUGCAAAAACAUACCAUUGCGAAUUUCCACCUUUUAACUUUUCCACAAUCAGAGUGGGUGAAGGAUCUUCUUUGGAAACUUUUGAAUAUUUUGACAUACAAUUGAAGCCAAUAGGCUGCCCUGGUGGAAAAUACGGCUUGCUCUGUGACAAAAACUGUAUCUGUAAGAACGGUGGCCGCUGCCACGGGUUUAACGGUGCCUGCAGGUGUCUUCCUGGGUGGAAAGGUGUUGCCUGUGACAUCCCUACACGUGAGGUGUCUGUAACAUUGUCACCCAGUGAACCUGAACAUGUCUACAUGUCCGCCAAUAUGACGUUUCAUUGCAAAGCACAUCAUAUCGACGUCAGAACCAUGUAUUUGAAAUUUCCGAACGGAACAGAAAAAGUCAGUGUAGGUGUAAGAGAAUUAAACAUCAUGGUUCCGAAUAUACAAUCAAAGGACGCUGGCCCAUACACCUGUAAGGUCGAGGACACCCAGGGUGACACGUUCAACACAACGUUUGUACUCAAUAUCACUAACUGCCCACCAAACCGUAAAGGUGCCCGGUGUGAUGAAAGGUGUGAUUGUCAACAUGAAGCCAGCUGUGACCGCUGGGCCGGUUGUGUUUGUCCGCCGGGAUGGACGGGAACCAGGUGUCAGACAAAAUGUCCCCAUGGCACGUACGGUAAAGACUGUGGCAAGGACUGUAUCUGCCUAAAUGAUGCGAGCUGCGGCCCUAGCGACGGCAGGUGUAACUGCACGGGCGGAUGGUUCGGAAAGGACUGCAGCAGGCCGUGUCCUGACGGUCGGUACGGCUGGGGAUGUCGCCAGGUUUGUACAUGUGAGAACAAUGCAAAGUGUGACAGCAGAGAUGGCAGCUGCGUGUGCGUGUCGCCAUGGACGGGACGGAACUGUGACAAAUACAUGAACACGUAUGCACCACUGCUCGAAAGUCUGGUACCACUGGGCUCUUUAGUCUUGCUCGUUGCCAUAGUGAUGGCAAUACUCUACAAAACAGGGGUUCUGAAUUGCUCCGUGCCCGACGCAGGCGAGGAGGAAAAGAUACUUUUCGAGCUGAGGAGAAUGGAGCAGGAUCUGGCACAGAGUCUACAGCCGGGCUGGCUCGGACGCUGGGAGAAGAACAUCCGCCAUCUUACUCCCGGCCCUCUGAUAGGGGAAGGGAUGUUUGGGAAAGUCAGAAGAGCACAACUGCGCACACCUAAAGGAGAGCUCGCCGUUGCCGCCAAGACAGUUCGCCUGGAGGACUCGCAGUCCUUCCGAGACUUCUACAGAGAAGCAGCCAUACUAGUAGCUGUGCACCAAGAACGAUGUGACGAUGUUCAGUCCAAUAUUGUUCGCCUCGUUGGACUCAUCACUAAGUCUGAGGAAAAGUAUAUACUUCUGGAAUAUGCUCCAAAAGGUGAUCUCUUAGGUUACCUGCGGCGGCCAAGGGCCGAUCAGGAGGACCCACUCGGAAGUCUUCUUACAUACGCAGUCCACAUAGCACGAGCUCUCCAAGAGCUGGAGCGCCUGAGGAUCGCCCAUCGUGACGUGGCCGCUCGUAACGUCCUCAUCACUGCCGAUGACGUGGCCAAGUUGGCCGACUUCGGACUGGCCAGAGAUGUGUACGCCACCACUCAGUAUGUACGAGACAACCGGCCAGGCCUUGACGAACUCCUGCCGCUGAAGUGGAUGGCGCUGGAGUCCAUCGAGACCGGCGAGUACACCUGUCAGAGUGACGUCUGGUCCUUCGGCGUGCUGCUGUGGGAGAUCGCCACGCUGGGGCAAGAUCCGUGCUACGAUGGCAGGAUUCAGCUGAGCUUUCUUCAGAUGGUAGGGAUUCUGAGGCAAGGCAUACGGAUGACGAAGCCGCCGGGAUGUCCGGAGGACCUGUACCGACUGAUGAGGGCGUGUUGGUGCGACGUUCCAGAUAGAAGACCGACUCCAGACGGGCUAGAACAGUAUCUGUCGCAACUGAUACUUACACUGCUUCGUCAAGAAGUCAUAGAAAUGGAAACUACGGUGUAA